This is a messenger RNA of Acanthosepion pharaonis, 789 nucleotides long. NCBI's taxonomy places the organism in Eukaryota, Metazoa, Mollusca, Cephalopoda, Sepiida, Sepiidae. The record is from the annotation of a GenBank genome assembly.
AUGGUUAAUAUGACAAACAUUUCAACCAUUUUAGAAGCCAAUGAACCACAGUCAGUGCAAGGUGCACUCAGCCUGGAAGAGCAUCGUGCUCUGUCAUUUACAGCAGUGUUAGUUCUCACAAGUCUUUUUGCAUUCUUCACCUUCAGCAUCACAGGAGCAAUUAUUGUCUUUUGUAAGAAGAAAAACUCAGUGUUUGCCCUACAGAAGUGCGAACAGGAAUCGGAUAUCGACUACGAACUUGACGACCUCAACAGCACUGAGAUAGAAAUGAGUGAUGAUGGCUUGGACGACCAGACAUGUUCUGCAACAAAACGGUCAGCCACUUACCCUGAUCUGAAAAUCGUUUGUAACAGGAACUACAGACCUCACAGUGUGAGAGAUGUCGGCAAGUACGAGACCGAAAAGCAGGGAGGGGGUACAGAGAUUCCUCGGGCGCACACCUUUUCUUUUGAAAAAUAUGAAUACACACCAAUAGCACUGAGUGUUCCUAGCCUCGAGGGAGUCUUCUGUUAUGAUUCAAAAAUUACCAAAAUUGAAUCAGUUGAAGAUGGAAACCUUACGCACCACCCUCUCUCCUCUCAUACGAAUGGCCAUUUUUGUCCUUCAUCUCUCUUCUAUAUAAAUGACCAUUUUUUUCCACAUUUUGCACUCAUAAAAAUAACCAUUUUUACAUCCUCCCCUCUUUCUCUCUCAUAUAAGAAUGGCCAUUUUUCAUCUUCCCCUCUCUCUCUCUCUCACAUGUAUGAUGAUUUUUUUCCACAUUCCUCUCACUCUCUCUCAUAUGAAUGA